AUGGCUACUGUGCGUGAUUGUGAAGAGGUAUACAAUAUCAUUCCGAUCCACGAUUUCUUGAGGGAACACCCGUCGCUUCAUUACCCGGAGGUUCGAGCGGCGGCAGCGGCACUUAAAGUAGUUGGAGACCUCCCGAAACCGCCGUUCGUCGAUUUCACACCUAGCAUGGAUUUGAUGGACUGGCUCAGGCUUCUCUUCGGUUUCCAAUUCGACAACGUUCGGAAUCAGAGAGAGAAUCUCGUCCUCCACUUAGCGAACUCCCAAAUGCGGCUCCAACCUCCACCACGUCAUCCUGACGGCCUCGAUCCCACUGUUCUCCGUCGUUUUCGGAGGAAGCUGCUCCGUAACUACACCAAUUGGUGCUCUUUCCUUGGGGUGAGAUGCCACGUCACCAGCCCAACCCAUAGCCGUCAUCAAACCAACAUCGUUUUGAAUCUCCGACGAGAGCUUCUCUAUGUAGCUCUGUAUCUACUGAUUUGGGGAGAAUCCGCGAAUCUCCGGUUUAUGCCAGAGUGUCUAUGCUACAUAUUUCACCACAUGGCUAUGGAGCUCAACAAAGUUCUUGACGGAGAGUUUGAUGAUAUGACCGGAAUGCCUUAUUGGCCUUCCUUCUCCGGUGAUUGCGCCUUCCUCAAGAGCGUGGUUAUGCCGAUUUACAAGACGAUUAAGACAGAGGUUGAGAGUAGCAACAAUGGGACGAAGCCACACUCUGCCUGGAGAAAUUACGACGACAUUAACGAGUAUUUCUGGAGCAAGAGGGCCAUCAAGAGCCUUAAAUGGCCUCUUGAUUACACCAGUAACUUUUUCGACACCACACCCAAAAGCAGUAGAGUAGGGAAGACAGGAUUUGUGGAGCAGAGAUCAUUUUGGAAUAUCUUUAGAAGCUUUGAUCGGUUAUGGAUUUUACUGCUUCUCUACUUGCAAGCUGCUAUUAUCGUUGCUACAAGUGAUGUUAAGUUUCCUUGGCAAGACCGUGAUGUGGAGGUUGCAUUAUUGACCGUUUUCAUCUCCUGGGCGGGAUUGAGGUUGCUCCAGUCUGUGCUCGACGCUAGUACACAAUAUAGUUUGGUGAGCAGAGAAACGUUCUGGCUUUUCGUCAGGCUAAUUUUGAAGUUCUUUGUGGCUGCAACGUGGACAGUUUUGUUUUCGGUCUUCUACGCAAGGAUUUGGAGCCAGAAAAAUAAGGAUGGUGGUUGGUCCCGAGCUGCAAACGAGAGGAUAGUCGUGUUUCUUAAGGUAGUUUUUGUGUAUGUUAUGCCUGAGAUGUUAGCGCUUGUGCUAUUUAUUGUUCCCUGGAUAAGGAACUGGAUCGAGGAGCUGAAUCUUGGACUUGUGUACUUUCUAACAUGGUGGUUCUAUAACAAGACUUUUGUUGGUCGUGGGAUGAGGGAAGGCCUAGUGGACAAUAUUAAGUAUUCAAUUUUCUGGGUUGUUGUAUUGGCCACUAAAUUCACAUUCAGUUACUUCUUACAAAUCAGGCCAUUAAUUGCUCCGACCAGGGCACUACUGAACUUAGAAAAUGCAACAUACAAUUGGCAUGAGUUUUUUGGCAGCACUCACAGAAUAGCGGUAGGGAUGCUUUGGCUCCCUGUUCUAUUGGUUUACCUAAUGGAUUUGCAGAUUUGGUACUCGAUCUACUCAUCCCUUGUAGGUGCAAUAAUUGGUCUUUUUUCCCACUUGGGGGAAAUCCGGAACAUUGAUCAGUUGAGACUUAGAUUUCAGUUCUUUUCAGGUGCUAUGCAGUUUAACCUUAAACCUGAAGAGCAUCUCCUUAGCCCUAAAGCUACUGUUCUUAAGAAAGUACGUGAUGCUAUUCACCGGCUCAAGUUGCGGUAUGGAAUUGGUCAGCCUUUCAACAAGAUUGAAUCUAAUCAAGUUGAAGCGACUUGGUUUGCCUUGUUAUGGAAUGAGAUAAUCCUCACAUUUAGGGAGGAAGACCUGAUCAGUGACAGGGAAGUUGAGCUACUUGAGUUGCCGCCAAAUUGUUGGAAUAUUCGGGUUAUUCGUUGGCCGUGUUUCCUCCUUUGCAAUGAGCUCCUACUUGCCCUAAGCCAAGCAAAUGAGCUUGGUGAUGCUCCUGAUCACUGGCUUUGGUCGAAGAUUUGUAGCAGUGAGUAUAGGCGUUGUGCUGUUAUGGAAGCUUUUGAUAGCAUCAGAUAUGUGAUUCUUAAAAUUGUCAAAAAUGGCACAGAGGAAGAAUCUAUACUGAAUAGGUUGUUCGCGGAAAUUGACGAAAACGUGGAAAACGGAAAGGUAACUGUGGUAUUUAAAUUGUCAGUUCUACUUCGGAUUCAUGAAAAGCUAAUAUCACUUCUUGAGCGUCUGAUGGACCCAGAAAAGAAAAUAUUCAGGAUUGUGAAUAUACUGCAAGCUCUGUAUGAACUCUGCGCAUGGGAAUUUCCAAAAAUUAGGAGGAGCACUCAGCAGUUAAGGCAGCUUGGCUUGGCGCCCAUUAGUUUGGAUGCAGAUACCGAAUUGCUGUUUGUCAAUGCCAUUAAUCUCCCUCCUCUUAAUGAUGUUGUCUUUUAUAGGCAGAUUAGGCGGGUCCAUACGAUUCUUACUUCCAGAGAUCCAAUGCAUAAUGUGCCCAAGAAUCUUGAGGCCAGAGAGCGUCUUGCUUUCUUUAGCAACUCUCUUUUUAUGAAUAUGCCCCAAGCUCCUAGUGUAGAAAAAAUGAUGGCUUUCAGUGUGUUAACUCCUUACUAUGAUGAGGAAGUAAUGUAUCGACAAGAAAUGCUCCGAGCAGAGAAUGAAGAUGGAAUUUCCACCCUUUUCUACCUUCAAAGAAUAUAUGAAGAUGAAUGGGUGAAUUUUGUGGAGCGGAUGCGUAGAGAGGGAGUGGAGAAUGAGAAUGAUAUUUGGUCAAAGAAAGUUAGAGAUCUUCGCCUCUGGGCUUCGUAUAGGGGACAAACAUUGUCCAGAACAGUGCGAGGGAUGAUGUAUUAUUAUAGUGCCUUGAAGAAGCUUGCCUUUCUUGAUUCUGCUUCUGAAAUGGAUAUCACGAUGGGAACUCAGAUUGCUCCUGAGCCACGCCGUUCUUACUACACAAGUGAUGGUGGGGAUAACACACUGCAACCAACACACUCUCAGGAAAUUAACAGAAUGGCUAGUGGUAUAAGCCAUUUGUUUAAAGGGUCCGAGUAUGGGAGUGCUAUGAUGAAGUUCACGUAUGUUGUGGCAUGCCAAGUUUAUGGGCAACAUAAAGCAAAAGGGGACCAUAGAGCUGAAGAGAUCUUGUUCCUGAUGAAAAAUCAUGAGGCUCUUCGCAUAGCAUAUGUUGAUGAGGUUGACUUGGGAAUGGGUGAGGUCGAGUUCUACUCAGUUCUUGUGAAAUUUGAUCAACACCUUCAGAGAGAGGUGGAGAUCUAUCGCAUCAGACUACCAGGGCCCUUGAAGCUUGGCGAAGGAAAACCAGAAAACCAAAACCAUGCUAUAAUAUUUACACGAGGUGAUGCGAUUCAAACAAUUGAUAUGAAUCAAGAUAAUCAUUUUGAGGAGGCGCUUAAGAUGAGGAAUUUGUUGGAAUCUUUCAAGAAUCACUAUGGCAUUAGGAAGCCUACUAUUCUUGGAGUCCGUGAGAAAGUUUUUACUGGUUCAGUAUCUUCACUCGCAUGGUUCAUGUCUGCUCAAGAAACAAGUUUUGUGACUCUUGGACAGCGUGUUCUUGCCAACCCGCUGAAAGUGAGGAUGCAUUAUGGUCAUCCUGAUGUAUUUGAUCGGUUUUGGUUCGUCCCUCGGGGUGGAAUUAGCAAGGCCUCAAGAGUGAUAAAUAUCAGUGAAGAUAUAUUUGCUGGAUUCAAUUGCACUUUAAGAGGUGGAAACGUGACUCAUCAUGAAUACAUCCAAGUAGGCAAGGGAAGAGAUGUGGGUUUAAAUCAGAUAUCUAUGUUUGAAGCAAAAGUAGCCAGUGGUAAUGGCGAGCAAGCAUUAAGCAGAGACGUUUAUAGGUUGGGUCACAGGCUGGAUUUCUUUAGAAUGCUCUCUUUCUUCUACACAACAGUUGGCUACUAUUUCAACACAAUGUUGAUAGUAUUUACUGUUUAUGCAUUCUUGUGGGGUCGGCUUUAUCUAGCGCUUAGUGGUGUUGAGAAAAUAGCCAAAGAUAGGAGUAGCAGCAAUGAAGCUCUUGGUGCAAUCUUGAAUCAGCAAUUUAUUAUUCAGUUAGGACUUUUCACUGCACUUCCAAUGAUUCUUGAAAACUCGUUGGAGCGUGGAUUUCUUCCACACCGUGCCACUGGAAGAGGUUUUGUGGUGGAACAUAAGAAAUUUGCUGAAAACUACAGAUUGUAUGCUCGAACUCAUUUCAUCAAGGCUAUUGAGCUCGCGGUUAUCUUGUUGGUGUAUGCGGCUUAUAGCCCAUUGGCUAAGAGCUCGUUUGUUUACAUACUAAUGACGAUUUCGAGCUGGUUCCUUAUUACAUCUUGGAUGAUUUCUCCAUUUCUGUUUAACCCAUCUGGUUUCGAUUGGCUCAAAACAGUGUAUGAUUUUGACGAUUUCAUGAAUUGGCUAUGGUCCAGAGGCGGGUUGUUUACCAAAGCAGAUCAGAGCUGGUUUACGUGGUGGAACGAAGAACAAGAGCAUCUGAAAACAACCGGAGUUUGGGGAAAACUGCUUGAGAUUAUACUUGAUCUUCGGUUCUUCUUUUUCCAGUAUAGCAUCGUGUACCAUCUUCGCAUUGCAGAUAACCGGACCAGCAUUGGUGUAUACUUGGUUUCUUGGGGAUGCAUUAUUGGGAUUGCUGCAAUAUAUAUCACAACAAUCUAUGGUCAGAAAAAAUAUUCUGUCAAGGAGCAUAUCAAAUACAGAGUCAUUCAGUUCUUAGUUAUAUGUCUCACCGUCCUUGUGGUCGUGCUGAUGUUGCAGUUCACAAAACUUACAUUUGUUGAUUUGCUGAUAAGUCUCUUGGCUUUUAUCCCUACGGGCUGGGGACUGAUUUCCAUAGCUCAAGUACUAAGACCGUUUCUGAUAUCAACAGUGGUUUGGGACACAGUGAUCUCGGUUGCUCGCCUUUACGACUUGUGCUUUGGGUUGAUAGUUAUGGCUCCAGUUGCCAUGUUUUCUUGGUUGCCCGGUUUUCAGAAUAUGCAAACUCGGAUUUUGUUCAAUGAAGCCUUUAGCAGAGGCCUGCAGAUUUCUAUCAUUCUUGCUGGCAAAAAAUCCACUUGAAGCAAAUAUUAUUGGGGGUUCUUUGAUUUUAUGAAGAUCAAAUAUUCUAAGAAGGGUUACAUAUUUUGGGAGCUUUUAAGUCGACGUUAUCUAUCUCUCUGGCAGAAAAAAAAAUCCACUUGGAGCACUAUGGUCUUUGAAGCAGAGCAUCCCUAUCUAGAUAUUUAAAACCAUCAUUAGUGUUGGUGUUUUGGUAAUGAGUUCUUUAAAUUAUUACGUCUUUUCCUUUUCUUUUGUUUUUAAUAUCAUUGAUGUUUAAGUCUUUUUCCCUUUCGUAAUUGGAUUCCUAUUAGCCUCAGGUCAGUGUUAGCGGCUAUAUAAAAGAUCCAUUACUUUGUGUUU
Eutrema salsugineum is the source of this 5508-nucleotide messenger RNA. RefSeq names its product callose synthase 11. Gene Ontology annotation, biological process: (1->3)-beta-D-glucan biosynthetic process. Bases 1 to 5166 code for a protein of 1721 amino acids. The record is from RefSeq and is a predicted model, not a curated record. Gene Ontology annotation, cellular component: 1,3-beta-D-glucan synthase complex; plasma membrane. Gene Ontology annotation, molecular function: 1,3-beta-D-glucan synthase activity. Lineage: Eukaryota; Viridiplantae; Streptophyta; Magnoliopsida; Brassicales; Brassicaceae. The transcript has 4 exons.